AUGAAGAGGAGCCCCAAGAUACUGAUGACUAAGCCAAUCAAGAUGCAAGACAACGCAAGUUUUGAGGAAAAACCAAUUGAAGAGCUCAGCAUACUCAUUAAUAGCCUCUACGUUGGUGAACUUGUGCGAGACAUUGCAAGCGAAGAAAUUGUGAAAUACAGUAUUGAUGAUUGGAUCGAGGGUUUCAGUCCUGGAGGAGAGAAGCCACACUACUGCUUUGAUUGCGGUAAGAGCUUUAGAAAAGUGAGGGAUCUUAUAAGACACCAGAGAUCACAUACUGGAGAGAAGCCUCACCACUGCCCUGUUUGCGACAGAAGUUUUGCUAAAUUAGAUAAGCUUAAAUUACACAAAAAAAUGCAUAUGAAAGAGAAACAUGUCACACAGACGGAAGAAACUAAACUGAAGGUAAACCGUGUGCACACACAGCAAAGAACUGCCAGCAGAGGCAGGCAGAAGACUAAAAUGCGUGCAGAAACACCAAGAAAAAUAGUCCAGUCACAGCCAGGAAAAGAAUUGUCUUGCAAAAGUUCAAUUAGAAAGAAUCAACACUCAGAAAAACUGCAACAAACCCAAACAAUGCAGGAGAAUGAAGAGGAUCCUGAAGGUACUUCUGAUAACUGGACAGAGAGUUUCAGAACUGUAGAGAAGCCAUACAUCUGCUCCGACUGUGGUAAGAGCUUCAAACAAGCGAAUCGUCUUAUAAGACAUCAGCGAACACAUACAGGAGAGAAGCCUUACAACUGCCCUGACUGUGACAAAAGUUUUGCUCGAUUAGAUAAUCUUAAAUUACACCAAAAAACACAUAUGAAGGAGGAAUGUAAUUUCCGCUGCUCUGACUGUGUGAAAAGCUUUGUCCGACUGAAGCAGCUUGAAAAACAUCAGCUAACACACAAGAAAAGUUUUGAAAGACACAGGAUACAUUUAAGCAAAAGAAAACAAUUUCUCUGCACAAUUUGCGGGAAGGAGUGUCGCAACAUGAAAAUACACAUGCGAAUACACACUGGAGAGACACCGUAUCACUGCACUGAGUGUGGGAAGAGUUUUCCAUAUACAAAAUCAUACCAAAGACAUAUACUAACACAUAAUACCUCUGGAGAAAGAGCAACCUAUCCUUGUUUUGAAUGUGGAAAGUGUUUUACUCGCAGAGAUGGCAUGUUGAGACACGUGAGGAGGAUUCAUACUGGAGAGAGAAAUCAUCAGUGCAAAGACUGUGGAAAGCAAUUCUUUCGAAAAGAGACGCUGAAGAGACACAUGCUAGUUCACACUGGAGAGAAACCAUACCAAUGCUCUGUCUGUGGGCAACGCUUCACCCAAGAUGGAGACAGAAAACGCCAUGAGAAGAGGCACUACUCUGGUGUCUCAAAUUUCCUUGAUUUAUAAUGCAGAAGUGGUGGAGGUACAGUAGCCUAGUGGUUAAGAGCAUUGGGCCAGUAACCGAAAGGUUGCUGGUUCAAAUCCCCAAACUUGCUAGGUGAAGAAUCUGUCGGUGCCCUUGAGUAAGGCACUUAAUCCUAAUGGUUCCUGUAAGUCGCCUUGAAUAAGAUGUCAUGUAAAUUGUGUUUGGCAUUGCAGGAAGUGGGAACCUACCUAAUCACUGUGACUUGAUAAUCUAAUAAUCUGUUAACUACAAUGUUGGUGGCCUGGAAUUGGCACCACAGACUGUUGAAGACACUCAGAUGGACUGUGUAUUACUGUCAUCAUAGCAGUAUUUAUUUUUUCAAAAUCAAGGGUUGUAACCAGUUCAGGGAACCGGACUUAAAACAUGGAAAAUAACUACAUUAUUUGAGUAACACUAACUGAAAACGAAAGUGAUCUAUACUGUUCCGGAACAGAACCAUUAUUUUAAAAGCAUGGGAACCAGUUAAUAACAUUAUUUAAAGUUUUCCAGUCCCACAAAAUACGCAAACAAAGCCCAUAUGCAAAGCCCUCUGUCACUCAAACUUAUUCCAGCGCCUGCCUGCCAGUUGGAAGUCUUUGCCAGUGAGUGUGUGUGUUUUGGAGACCUGCCCCUCCCCUCUGAAGCAUAGGUUACUGUAGACUACUGAUGACGUAACAAGUGUAAUUAAAAAAAAUAGCUGUUUAAUAAAACAAUGGAUUGAUUUAUACAAUUGGUCGGAACAGUGGAGAAAAAAAGUAAUGUUCAGAGCGAAAUGAUUGGAAAAUAAUUUCAGUUCCGACCCAUGUUUUUAAAUAUAUAUAUGCAUAUAUAUAUAUAUGUAUAUCUAUAUGUGUGUGUUCAAAUACCAAUUAAAACAAUCUGUUC
Oncorhynchus gorbuscha (pink salmon) is the source of this 2263-nucleotide messenger RNA. Its product is annotated as zinc finger protein OZF-like. NCBI's taxonomy places the organism in Eukaryota, Metazoa, Chordata, Actinopteri, Salmoniformes, Salmonidae. Bases 1 to 1380 code for a protein of 459 amino acids. The record is from RefSeq and is a predicted model, not a curated record. The transcript is spliced from 2 exons.